AUGAAAGCAAUACCAUAUGCUAAUGUAGUUGGAAGCUUGAUGUAUGCUCAAAUUUGCACUAGGCCGGAUAUUUCAUUUGCAGUUGGUGUUCUGGGACGAUUUCAAUCUAUUCCCGGAAAAGACCACUGGAUUGCUGCUAAGAGAGUUUUGAGAUAUCUCCAAGGAACUAGAGAUUACAUGUUGACAUAUAGAAAAGUUGAACAUCUUGAACUGAUAGGGUUCACAGAUUUAGAUUUUGCUGGUUGUUCAGAUGAUAGGAAAUCCACAUCAGGUUAUCUCUAUAAACUAACAGGUGGGGCUGUCUCGUUGAAAAGUGUCAAAAGGUUGGUACAAUGUUGUAUGUUUGUGCAUUGGUACAAAUUUAGUUGA
This is a messenger RNA of Mercurialis annua (annual mercury), 369 nucleotides long. Its product is annotated as secreted RxLR effector protein 161-like. The record is from RefSeq and is a predicted model, not a curated record. The transcript is spliced from 2 exons. The coding region runs from base 1 to 369 and encodes 122 amino acids. NCBI's taxonomy places the organism in Eukaryota, Viridiplantae, Streptophyta, Magnoliopsida, Malpighiales, Euphorbiaceae.